Molecule: messenger RNA, 1682 nt
Organism: Schistocerca americana (American grasshopper)
Lineage: Eukaryota; Metazoa; Arthropoda; Insecta; Orthoptera; Acrididae
Exons: 4
Coding region: 1-855 (284 amino acids)
Cellular component (GO): chitin-based extracellular matrix
Molecular function (GO): structural constituent of chitin-based larval cuticle
Source: RefSeq, a predicted model, not a curated record
AUGUUCCCGCCUGGGCGCGCACCUCGCCCUUCAGACGGAGGAGUCGUAAAAACCCGCCCGGCCAGGCCAGACUCGCCGUGGCGUAGCGUGGGCGGUGAUUACGCAUUCAGCACGAGGGAGGAGCCAGCCGGCAUUGUCGCGUCAGCUCUACCUGCGGCGCUUCCUGCACAGUGGAUCCAGUGUGAGCAGCCGCCCCUGCCAAAGGUCCUGCGGCCAGGCGCGGCCCCUCCCUCUGCUGAAGAAGAUCAAGGUGAGGCGGCAGGAGGAGCGAGGUGGGUGUCGCCGCCGCCGCCGCCGCUAUAUAAGCCCCAGCGCGUCUGCAGUCGGCACACACCACCAACGACCGUCGUUGCCUCUGCAGUGCAGCCCGCCUUCUACUCCACCACCACCACCAUGCAACUGUUGGUCUGCCUGUCCGCCGUGUUGGCCGUGGCCGUGGCCCGGCCGCAGUUCGGCAACUACUACCAACCGCAGCCCACGUACAGCCCCACGGCGCGCCAGCAGGUGCCCAUCCUGCAGUACAGCAACGAGGUCAACCCUGACGGCUCCUACGCCUACAGCUACCAGACGGGCAACGGCAUCGCUGCCCAGGAGCAGGGCUACCUGAAGAACCCCGGCCAGCGAGACCUCGAGGCGGAGAACGUGCAGGGCACAUUCUCGUACACGGCACCGGACGGCACGCCCAUCUCGCUGCGCUACGUCGCCGACGAGAACGGCUUCCGCGCCGAGGGCGCCCACCUGCCAACCCCUCCCCCCAUCCCGGAGGCCAUCGCCCGCUCGCUCGAGGUCAUCGCCCGCACCCCGCAGCAGCCCUUCCAGCCGCAGCCGCAGUACAACCCCUUCCGCAGGUUCUAAGCGCAGUCGGCGCCACUGUAGCCGGCCGCCGAGGCUACCACCAGCUCGCGGUCAUCCUGCCCACAACACCGUCGUCAACCCCCAAAUUGUGACAGAAGUGUGGACACUGUGACACGAGGACUCUUCCCUGAAGGAGUACAAAACUUCUUGCCCCGACCUGUUACGUGUAUGACACUGCUGAGGGCAGAGUCUGCGGUAUCGGCUACGUUGGUAUCACUGCCACCGCCAAACACUCCUCCCCAUACGCCCCACCACGACCCCACCAAUACGAAACGGCAAUGGCAUAAUGGUUACGUCUUGUUCGCCUCAGGUACGAACCGUUGUUCUCCCGUUCGGAGGUAGCAGAACGGACACAGUGGCAACUACUUUGGGGUGGACUACGCGGAACGCUAAUUCGCUUAUUUCUUUUUUAAAAGUUUUGUACAUGUACUAUUAACGAGCGCGCACACAGAUUCUCACGAGCUGAGACAACAAGGCCAGGAGGGUUAUCGGAACAGUUCUGUUUCGCUGCCCCGGUGACUGAUGGAGAAUCCCCCCCAUCAGUUUCACUCAUUGCCCCUCAUCUGUUUCCCAUGUCGCUGGAAGGCAGCCGCUUUUGGUGAUGUGGCUCUCUUUCGAGCUAGCGUUUCGCUUUUGCGAGACGUUUUCUCCAUCUUCUAUGCUCUCUCUCUCUCUCUCUCUCUCUCUCUCAUAUGAUCAUAGUUGUGUCUAAUUUCUGUGAUCUUAGGUCUGUAAUAUUUUAUAAUGAAUGAAGUUAUAAAAAUAUGAAUUAUUUCAUAUUAAAAAUGUAAAUGAUGUACGUUAAACUAAAUAAAUGUUUAACAUAA